UGUUGCUAGCGACUUGGUGGUCAAGGCAUCCGCAUGCGCAGUAGCGAGAGCCCGGUUCCAGGCGGUCGGGCAGCAUGGCGGAGGCAGAACCCAAGCCGAAGAUCCCGCGGGUGCCGGAGAACUUGCUGAAGAAGAGGAAGGUGUAUCAGGCUAUCAAGGCCACGCAGGCCAAGCAGGCGCUGCUGGACAAGAGGAAGAAUCAGAAGGGGAAACAGAUCCAAUUCAAACGUCUUGAGACAUUUGUUAGAGAUUCACGGCGCAAACACCGAGAUGAUGUCCGUCUCAGGCGCAUGCAACAGAGGCCUAGGCAAAUGGUUCUGCCCCCAGGACACAAGCUGGCCUUUGUUGUACGGAUUGCAGAGAUUAAAGGAGUGAGUUUGAGAGUACGAAGAGUCAUAGAAAUGCUACGGUUGAGAAAGAUUUUCAGCGGUACGUUUGUUAAGCUGUGCCCAUCCUCGCUGAAGAUGCUGCGGAUUGUGGAGCCAUAUGUGGCAUGGGGGUAUCCUAAUCUGAAAUCUAUACGAGAACUCAUCCUGAAACGAGGUCAAGCAAAGAUCAACAAGAAGAAAGUUCCUCUGACAGACAAUACUGUAAUAGAGGAGCACUUAGGAAAGUUUGGCCUUAUUUGCCUGGAAGAUCUCAUUCAUGAAAUCUACUCAGCUGGUCAGCAUUUUCAAGAAGUUAAUAACUUUCUGUGGCCAUUUUAUCUUUCGGUGGCUCGCCAUGCCGCACGUAACAGAGUGGGUUUCCUAAAGGAGAUAGGCUCGACAGGUUGCCGAGGCGAAGGAAUUAACGAACUUAUACGUCACCUGAACUAAUUGGGAUUGCUCCGAAGGUGUUUUGAUGGCUCUUUUCUUCCCCAUAUGCACCUCUUCUCGCUCCUGGAACUACUUUACAUAAUAUUACAUCUCUUUUCUGGAAAAUGCACAGAGGAUGGAGAUGUACUCCAUAGUGAGCCUUCUACCAGGAAAAAGUGAAAUUUGCCAUCAAAUGCAAAAAAAAGGAGUGACUUGCCGUUGCUGGAAGCAGUGCUUUCUUCAAUCUCAUUACUAAAACAAAUACAUUUUUACUGUUCGUUUUAUAUCAGCUGCUUUCUGAGGGAUCCAUUCUCUUUGGAAUGACCUUGUAUGAGUUUAUAUUCUUGUUACAUAUAACUGAUUGGUAGCUUGCAUCUGAGUAUCUUGUGAUACAACCCUCCCAAACAGAAUCAGUUUCUCUAGUGAUGCUGUACUUGCUGAAGUACGCUUCGCUCCUUGGUAUCCCAGUUGCUUGCUAAGACUUGUAUCUGUCCUGGUAAGUAGUGAAGGCUGAGAAGCAUAAUGUUUCUCAGACUGUUGCAGUGCAAGCCCCAGGAUAAAACAAUCUUCAUAGACAGUUCUUGAAUUUUUGAAAUACCCAGAUCAUACUGAAGUGGAAUCUCUGCUAAUGGACUAUGGGAUGGCUUUCAGAUUCUGCCAAAUUAGGACUUCAAAGGACUCUAUUUCCCUGAAAGGAAAACUUAAGUUGACUACCAGUUUAAUACUAAUAUAAAGAGAACAUAUGGACCGUCUCAUUCAGAUUUCAAAUAAAUAUAUUUUUAAAUCAAA
Messenger RNA from Alligator mississippiensis (American alligator), 1586 nucleotides. RefSeq names its product ribosomal protein L7 like 1 (gene RPL7L1). Gene Ontology annotation, cellular component: cytosolic large ribosomal subunit. Lineage: Eukaryota; Metazoa; Chordata; Crocodylia; Alligatoridae. The transcript has 7 exons. Gene Ontology annotation, biological process: maturation of LSU-rRNA from tricistronic rRNA transcript (SSU-rRNA, 5.8S rRNA, LSU-rRNA). Gene Ontology annotation, molecular function: structural constituent of ribosome; RNA binding. The record is from RefSeq and is a predicted model, not a curated record. Bases 75 to 818 code for a protein of 247 amino acids.